CCCAUAAAAGGGACACCAACCACUCUCUUUCCCACGAACUCCUCUCUCCCUCCCUCAGUCCUUCCUCCUCUCGUCUACUCACUCCCCUCAACUGCCAAUUCCCCUCUCUCUCCUCUGCUUCUUCUUCUUCUUGAGCUGAUCCAUUCCAUUUCCCGAGCUGCUCACCAACUCCUUCUAGAGGCCGACGCGGCCGGCGCCAUUGAUUGCCCAUGCACUGACACGACCACAGAUGCCUCCUUAACUCCUCCACUCCCCCACGUACUGCGCGGGAACCGAUGCGCCCAUGCACUCCACGUAGCUAGCUAAGACGCGCCGGAGUGGUGGCGCCGGCGAUGAUGGCGCGGCGGCGAUUCUUCCCGGCGUGGGUGGUGGUAGUAAUGGUGGUGGUGGUGGUUCUUGGUUCUUGCUCGGCGGCGGCGGCGGCGGGGGAUGGUGAUGCGCUGAUGGAUGUGAAGAAUGCGUUCGUGGAGGAUCCCGGCGGCGUUCUGGCGGGAUGGGGCGGCGGUGGCGGAAACUCGUCGGCGUUCUGUUCUUGGGCGGGGGUGGAGUGCGACGCGGCGGGGGCGAGGGUGACCGGGCUGAACCUGUCCGGCGCCGGGCUGGCCGGGGAGGUCCCCGGCGCGGCGCUGGCGCGGCUGGACCGGCUGGAGGUGGUCGACCUGUCUUCGAACAGGCUCGCCGGCCCGGUGCCGGCGGCGCUCGGGGCGCUCGGGAGGCUCACGGCGCUGCUGCUCUACUCCAACCGCCUCGCCGGCGAGCUCCCGCCGUCGCUGGGCGCGCUCGCCGCGCUCCGGGUGCUCCGCGUCGGCGACAACCCGGCGCUGUCGGGCCCCAUCCCCGCCGCGCUCGGCGUGCUCGCCAACCUCACCGUGCUCGCCGCCGCGUCGUGCAACCUCACCGGCGCCAUCCCGAGGAGCCUCGGGAGGCUCGCGGCGCUCACGGCGCUGAACCUGCAGGAGAACUCCCUGUCCGGGCCGAUACCGCCGGAGCUCGGCGGCAUCGCCGGGCUCGAGGUGCUCUCGCUCGCCGACAACCAGCUCACCGGCGUGAUCCCGCCGGAGCUCGGGAGGCUCGCCGCGCUCCAGAAGCUGAACCUGGCGAACAACACGCUGGAGGGCGCCGUGCCGCCGGAGCUCGGGAAGCUCGGCGAGCUCGCGUACCUCAACCUCAUGAACAACCGCCUCUCCGGGCGAGUCCCGCGCGAGCUCGCCGCGCUCUCCCGCGCGCGCACCAUCGACCUGUCCGGCAACCUGCUCACCGGCGAACUCCCCGCCGAGGUCGGCCAGCUGCCGGAGCUCAGCUUCCUCGCGCUCUCCGGCAACCACCUUACCGGCCGCAUCCCUGGCGACCUGUGCGGCGGCGGCGGCGGUGGAGCAGAGUCCACGAGCCUCGAGCACCUAAUGCUCUCGACGAACAACUUCUCCGGCGAGAUACCGGGGGGGCUCUCGCGGUGCCGGGCGCUGACGCAGCUCGACCUGGCGAACAACAGCCUCACCGGCGUGAUCCCGGCGGCGCUCGGCGAGCUCGGCAACCUGACGGACCUGCUGCUCAACAACAACACCCUCUCCGGCGAGCUCCCGCCGGAGCUCUUCAACCUCACCGAGCUCAAGGUCCUCGCAUUGUAUCACAAUGGGCUCACCGGCCGGCUGCCGGACGCCGUCGGCCGCCUCGUGAACCUCGAGGUGCUCUUCCUGUACGAGAACGACUUCUCCGGCGAGAUACCGGAGACGAUCGGGGAGUGCUCGAGCUUGCAGAUGGUUGAUUUCUUCGGGAACCGGUUCAACGGCAGCUUGCCGGCGUCCAUCGGGAAGCUCUCCGAGCUGGCGUUCCUCCAUCUCCGGCAGAACGAGCUGUCCGGCCGGAUCCCGCCGGAGCUCGGCGACUGCGUGAACCUCGCCGUCCUCGACCUAGCCGACAACGCGCUCUCCGGCGAGAUCCCGGCGACGUUCGGGAGGCUCCGGUCGCUGGAGCAGCUCAUGCUGUACAACAACUCGCUCGCCGGCGACGUCCCCGACGGCAUGUUCGAGUGCCGGAACAUCACCCGCGUCAACAUCGCGCACAACCGGCUCGCCGGCGGCCUCCUGCCGCUCUGCGGCUCGGCGAGGCUCCUGUCGUUCGACGCCACCAACAACUCCUUCUCCGGCGGCAUCCCGGCGCAGCUCGGCCGGUCGCGGUCGCUCCAGCGCGUCCGCUUCGGGAGCAACGCGCUGUCCGGCCCGAUCCCGGCGGCGCUCGGCAACGCCGCCGCGCUGACGAUGCUCGACGCGUCGGGGAACGCGCUCACCGGCGGCAUCCCGGACGCGCUCGCGCGGUGCGCGCGGCUCAGCCACAUCGCCCUCAGCGGCAACCGGCUGUCCGGCCCCGUGCCGGCGUGGGUCGGCGCGCUGCCGGAGCUCGGCGAGCUGGCGCUCUCCGGCAACGAGCUCACCGGGCCGGUGCCCGUCCAGCUCAGCAACUGCUCCAAGCUCAUCAAGCUCUCGCUCGACGGCAACCAGAUCAAUGGAACAGUGCCAUCGGAGAUCGGCAGCUUGGUCUCGCUCAACGUGCUCAACCUGGCCGGCAACCAGCUCUCCGGCGAGAUUCCGGCUACCCUCGCGAAGCUGAUCAACCUGUACGAGCUGAACCUGUCGCGGAAUCUCUUGUCCGGCCCGAUCCCUCCCGACAUUGGCCAGCUGCAAGAGCUGCAGAGCUUGCUGGAUUUGAGCAGCAACGAUCUCAGCGGCAGCAUCCCGGCGUCGCUCGGGUCGCUCUCCAAGCUGGAGAGCUUGAAUCUCUCCCACAACGCGCUCGCCGGAGCUGUGCCGCCGCAGCUCGCCGGGAUGAGCAGCUUGGUGCAGCUGGAUUUGUCCAGCAACCAGCUGCAGGGGAGGCUGGGGAGCGAGUUCUCGCGGUGGCCGCGUGGCGCGUUCGCCGGCAACGCGCGGCUCUGCGGCCACCCGCUGGUGAGCUGCGGCGUCGGCGGCGGCGGCCGGUCGGCGCUGCGGUCGGCGACGAUCGCGCUGGUGUCGGCGGCGGUGACGCUGUCGGUGGUGCUGCUGGUGAUCGUGCUCGUGCUGAUCGCGGUGCGGCGGCGGCGGUCCGGGGAGGUGAACUGCACGGCGUUCUCGUCGAGCCUCGGCGGUGGCGGCAACAACACGAACGGGCGGCAGCUGGUGGUGAAGGGGUCGGCGCGGCGGGAGUUCCGGUGGGAGGCGAUCAUGGAGGCGACGGCGAACCUGAGCGACCAGUUCGCCAUCGGCUCCGGCGGGUCCGGGACGGUGUACCGGGCCGAGCUCCCCACCGGCGAGACGGUGGCCGUGAAGCGGAUCGCGCACAUGGACAGCGACAUGCUCCUCCACGACAAGAGCUUCGCGAGGGAGGUCAAGAUCCUCGGCCGCGUCCGCCACCGCCACCUCGUCAAGCUCCUCGGCUUCGUCGCCAGCCACGACGUCGGCGGCGGCGGCGGCGGCGGCGGCAGCAUGCUCGUCUACGAGUACAUGGAGAACGGCAGCCUGUACGACUGGCUACACGGCAUCGCCGCCGGUGGCGGCGGCGGCGGCGACGGCGAGCGCAAGAAGCGCGUGCUGAGCUGGGACGCGCGGCUGAAGGUCGCCGCCGGGCUGGCGCAGGGCGUCGAGUACCUCCACCACGACUGCGUCCCCCGCGUCGUCCACCGCGACAUUAAGUCCAGCAACGUCCUCCUCGACGGCGACAUGGAGGCGCACCUCGGCGACUUCGGCCUCGCCAAGUCCGUCGCCGACAACCGCAAGGACUUCACCGACUCCGCCUCCUGCUUCGCCGGCUCCUACGGCUACAUGGCCCCAGAGUGCGGAUACAGCUUGAAGACGACGGAGAAGAGCGACGUGUACAGCAUGGGGAUCGUGAUGAUGGAGCUGGUGACCGGGCUGACGCCGACGGACAAGGCGUUCGGCGGCGACGUGGACAUGGUGCGGUGGGUGCAGUCGAGGGUGGAGGCGCCGUCGCCGGGGCGGGAGCAGGUGUUCGACCCGGCGCUGAAGCCGCUGGCGCCGCGGGAGGAGUCGUCGAUGACGGAGGUGCUGGAGGUGGCGCUCCGGUGCACGAGGACGGCGCCGGGGGAGAGGCCCACGGCGAGGCAGGUGUCCGACCUGCUGCUCCACGUCUCGCUCGAUUACUAUCGAGCCGGCGAGCACAAGCGCUAGGCUACGAGGACGAUUUCCAAACGCUGGAAACUUGUCCUCCUGAGCAUUUUCUUUUCUUUUUUCUUUCUCUGAUUCUUGUUUCUGGUGGCUAAUUAGAUCAUCUUUGUUGGGUGAAAGAGGUAACAAAAAAUUGUGCAUUUUUAGGGGGGGUGUGUGGUUGAGAAAAUCAAAUCAAGCAAAGAAUCCUCUUCAAUUGGAUUGUUUUUAACUGUUCCAAGUGUAAACUGUGUAUGGAGAUUGAUUUCAGAAGCAUCUGAUGAAUUCUGAACAUUGUUUCAUCUCA
Messenger RNA from Oryza sativa Japonica Group (Japanese rice), 4443 nucleotides. Its product is annotated as LRR receptor-like serine/threonine-protein kinase GSO1. The record is from RefSeq and is a predicted model, not a curated record. Gene Ontology annotation, biological process: protein phosphorylation. Gene Ontology annotation, molecular function: ATP binding; protein kinase activity; protein binding. NCBI's taxonomy places the organism in Eukaryota, Viridiplantae, Streptophyta, Magnoliopsida, Poales, Poaceae.